AUGGCCGACACGGUUGGCGGCGAUCAGGUGCGCGCGCGCUCGGCCUUCUCGCCACCACCACCACUUGGCCGUUCCCCGACCGACAACAACGGACAACAGCGUGUCCCGGCCCAAGCUCCGGCCGACGUUGCUGACGCCGACGCUUACACCGACGAGCAUGACCCCGACGCGCAAGUACUUUACCUCGACCACCCGGCGCACUGGCACCCGCACCUCGGCGACCAGCACCACGCCGCCGCCGCUACCGCCAGCUCGACGUCGCCACCCGCGUCUCCUACCGCGCUCUACCCGCGCCCCCAGCCAACGCCCGACUCGCCAACACAGCGCCUGCGCGCCAUGAACAUCAAGUUACCGUCCCGCACGUGGUGGCUCGACGGCGGCUCGGGCUCGCGACCAAGCAGCCCGCUCGCGGGUCUGCACCCCGAGUUUGUCGACGCCUCCGCGCUCCCCAACGCGCCGUACCCUUCCGUCGCGUCGUCGUACCCCUCCUCGGCGAGUUUCCCCGGCUCCUCAGGCUCGGGCUUCUCGACCUCGCCGUCGUUCGCGUCCUCCGCGCCCCCGUCGGUGCCCUCGACGCCGCCCAUCGACCCUACAAAGCUCAACAACGUGCCCGUGCACACGCCGCCCCGCGACUCGCCCCGCCGGCCAAGCAUGACGCGCACGCCCUCCGGCUCGAUCAGCGACGACGGCCUCGCGGCGCUCAACCUCGCCCUCAGCCGCACCGCUAGCCCGACCGUCGCCGAGACGGGGCUCAAGCUCGUGCCUGUCGACGGGCCUAGCUCGGGCCAGCUCGAGCGCAAAGAGAAGAACAAGGACGUUAUCCGCCUCGACUCGUUUGGAGGCGAGGGCCUGCAGCGCAAGCCGUCGGGCCGGGCGUCGUUCUCUACGUGA
This is a messenger RNA of Vanrija pseudolonga, 891 nucleotides long. RefSeq lists its product as uncharacterized. The record is from RefSeq and is a predicted model, not a curated record. NCBI's taxonomy places the organism in Eukaryota, Fungi, Basidiomycota, Tremellomycetes, Trichosporonales, Trichosporonaceae. The transcript has a single exon. Bases 1 to 891 code for a protein of 296 amino acids.